This is a messenger RNA of Amphibalanus amphitrite, 3523 nucleotides long. RefSeq names its product alpha-(1,3)-fucosyltransferase 7-like. The transcript is spliced from 2 exons. The coding region runs from base 139 to 1425 and encodes 428 amino acids. Gene Ontology annotation, cellular component: membrane. The record is from RefSeq and is a predicted model, not a curated record. NCBI's taxonomy places the organism in Eukaryota, Metazoa, Arthropoda, Thecostraca, Balanomorpha, Balanidae. Gene Ontology annotation, molecular function: alpha-(1->3)-fucosyltransferase activity.
GUUGGGGGCUCAGUUCGCGUUGGUCGCCGCCACCGACACGUUGUUGCGGCUCCGGUAUACCGUCACGGGGCUCGGUCGACUGUGCCGUGACCUGUUCAGCUCGGAGUGGCUGGAUUUAUCCGGCAAGGAGUUACCUAAAUGGCUUCGUGGAGGAUGACGCACAGACGACCGUCACUGUCGCCGCUGAAGCUGAAGCGUCGCUCCCCGGCGUCGUGUGUGGUGAAGUCGGUGCUGGCCACCGCCCUGCUGCUGGUGACGCUGUACCAGCUGCUGGCGAUGGAUGUGAUCCGGCUGUCGAGGACGUCAGAGGUGCCCGCGUCGGCUCGUCUGUGGCCGGGCCCGGAGGCGGCGUUCGGGGCGGAGGAUCGCACCAGGAUGUCCACCCUGGGCCGGAUCCUGCUGCUGGGCGAGCCGCGGCCGGCAGCUCGCGGUGUCAACUACACGGUGGCUGUGUGGCGGCACGGCGCGCGCCUGGAGCGGCGCCUGCUGCGCUCCUACGGCUCCGGCGCGGCGCGGCCGCCGCUGCGCGGGUGCGCCGUGCAGAACUGCCGACUGAUCUACACGGAGAACUCGGAGGAGGCGGCUGCCGCUGAUGCGGUGCUGUUCCACCUGCAGCUGACCUCGGAGAGAGCGCUGCCCGGCCGACGGCGGCCGCAGCAGCGCUGGAUCUUCCUCAGUGACGAGAGUCCGCGCCACGCGUUCCUCACGCGCAACAACAUCUCGCACUACAACGGCGUGUUCAACUGGUCGAUGGGCUACCGGUACGACACGGACGUACCGGUGCCGUACGGGCGUACGGCGCCGGGCAGGUCGGAGACGCCGCGACCCGUACACACCAGACUGGCGGCCAUCAUGGGCUCGAACUGCGACGGUAGCGGCCGCUGGCAGCUGGUGAAGGCUCUCCAAAAACUGAUCCCUGUCGACGUGUAUGGUCGCUGCGGAACGCUCAAAUGUGAUGGUCAUUACAAUAAGGACUGCCCGGUCCUCAGCACCUAUAAGUUCUAUCUCGCGCUCGAGAACAGCCACUGUGAUGGCUAUAUCACCGAGAAGGUUUUCUGGCACGCUCUUGGCAAGGGAGCUGUUCCUAUUGUUUGGGGCGCCAAGAGGAAAGAUUACGAAAUGAUAUUGCCGCCGAAAAGUUUCAUAUUUGUUGAAGACUUUGCGUCAGUGGCAGAGCUUGCAGCGCAUCUGAAGUAUUUAAAUGACACACCGUCCGCAUAUGAACGUUAUCACGCGUGGCGAGAUUCCUAUUAUGUUCUGAACGAGCAUGGUUAUUUCGGUUCGCCGAUUCACUAUUAUUGCCGCAUCUGUGAAGCGUUGAAUUAUAAUAGCCAGACUCCAAAGACAAUUUCAAGAAUGGACAAGUUCUGGGGUGUAAAUGAUCAUUGCAUUGUGCCUAAAAAAGAAAAAUAUGUGGCCAGAUGAUCAAAAAUAUCAAGUUUUCAACGUGCGAAGGUGAUGAGGUAGACUACUUUUCGACAGAGUUCUAGCAUCAUUCCUUUUAUGUCGAAUACUUAGGCAUGUGAAUUGUGCAUUGUGCUAAAAAGACAUUUAUAAGGAAGUUAAACGGCUUGGGAUUUUUCUUGUCGGGUCCACUGAGGUCAAAUGCUAUCUACGUUUUUGCUAAUAACCUAGCUCACAAUAUGGCUACAUAUUCAAAUCUUCAAUCUAUCUCCAAAGGUGGUGUCAUUGUAUUCUUUGUUAUCAGCCGAGUCAAAUGGUAUGCCACAUGAUGCAUUUUGAUGAUCUGAUGAGCCCGCAUGAACUUAAUUAAUUAAACUUCAUUUAAUUUUCAGUGAACUUUUAAUUUCACUUAAACUGGUAGCAAAACCAAUUUUUUCGAUUGCAUUGGCGUGCUGAGUUCAUUGGUGCUUUUAUUCUUCCUCUACCUUUUCAAGAUCAAAAGUUGGAAGCGAGAAGACUUUUGAGCGUGUUUUUAGCCAAAUGUUUUUUUUUUACAUUUUUACCCCCUCCCCAAAAAUAACUAAAUAAAUGAUGACCUAGAGUCACCAAUUUCACACAGGGGCGAGCUUUCCUUCCACCUCACCUACCCUUUAACUUUGGUGGUUCUGAGUGCCAUUGGAGCGAAUCGCCAGAGGGGUCGUCCGGCUGUCCGCGUUAUUGAAAAAGGCACCGGCCUGGUGAGGGUUAACCCGCGCCCCGCUGGGGGGGCAGAAUCUGCCCCCCCCCCUCCCGUUUUUCGCCAAUAACUUCUAAACGCCUUACGCCAGCGACGUCAAACUUUCAGUACCUUAUCAUACAUCAAUUUGACACGUUCCCUAAAAAUUUGAGCGAAAUCCGUCGGAAAAUUUUUGAGAAAUUAACGUUUUAGUGACGUCAUGUUCGCCAUUUUCGCCUAAAAAACGGCAAAAUUUCAAACGCCGCUAACUUCUUCAUUUUUAAAGGAAUCAAGACGUAACAAAAAAGGUUAUACGUGAUUCUACUUUGUCUAUCAAAUGGCUAUCUCGGUUUUUUGAAAAUUUUGGAUUUUGGCCAAAAUUUUUCCCAAAAACUGACUUUUUUGGGAAAAUAUUUAUAAAAUCCAAAAUUUUGAGUUUAUCGAAAAAACCGGAAUAUAUGUCAAAGAAGUCGUCUAUGUGCACCUACAUACCAAUUUUUAGAAGAAUCGGUUCAAAAAUGUGGGAGUUAUUCAAAAUUUUAUGACGUCACGACACACAAAAAUUUUGAAAAAUGAUUUUUUGGAAGUUCUAGACCUCGUACGGAAAUAAAAAUAGCAUCAUUCGAUUCGGCGUGAAAAACUGCAUCGGAUAGACACCUUUUUAGGCCUUAACAACCAACUUCAAAAUUUGACCUCACUUGACCUGACCUUGACCUGACCUCGACCUGAAAUUCAUCCAGAGGUGGUCCAUAUCACUUAUUGAGUGUGCCUAUUGAAUUCCAUGAGUAAAAUGACCCAUAAAACAUGUGUGGCACAUGCCCUUUUCUAUAUUUUGUUUUUGGUGACCUGACCUGACCUGACCUGACCUUGACCUUGACCUUUGAAUGACAUUGUGUGCAACGAAUAUUGUCUUGGUAGUCUAAGAACACGUUUUGGGCAAUCAGUCUCAGUCCAUUCUUCGGCAACUACGGUGCAAGGCCGAUACUGUAGAAACUUGCAUUUUGUACCCUUGACCUGACCUUGACCUGACCUCUGACCUACUUAAGCAAAAAAAUUUGGGCUCUUAAGAUCCGCCUUGUUGAGAGCUUUCGAUUGCCGUUUUCCCCGUCUUUCUACGACCAUCGGUUCGGAAGUUAGACAGGGGGGGCAGAAUCUGCCCCCCCCCCCCCCCAGCAGGGCGCGUAUGGCUGAAUAGCCCAGCGGGGCGCGGGUUAAAUGAAAAAGUGUUGCUUGUAAAUUAUUAGCUAUGCUUGUUUGUAUUGCUGAGAUGUUUGUAUUGACUGUGCCUGAUAUGAUAUGAUAUGAUAUGUAUAUGACUGUGCCUAUCAGCCAUGCUUGAUUGCAUUGUUGAGAUGUUUGCAUUGACUGUGCCUUGCAAUGUGCAUACAAGGUUAUUGAAGUUUA